Messenger RNA from Lobosporangium transversale, 2062 nucleotides. RefSeq lists its product as hypothetical. NCBI's taxonomy places the organism in Eukaryota, Fungi, Mortierellomycota, Mortierellomycetes, Mortierellales, Mortierellaceae. Bases 326 to 2053 code for a protein of 575 amino acids. The record is from RefSeq and is a predicted model, not a curated record. The transcript has 4 exons.
CUCUCAUUCACUUCUCAUUCACUCAUUCAUUAUUUAUUCUUCAUCUUUUUACACACCAUUGUUACACACUAUCCUUGCCACUUACUCACUUCACAUACAAGACAUUCGCAGUCACCUCAGCCUUGGUUACCGUAGUUGAUACUUGCCCGUCCCUCUCCCCAACCCAUCUUCGCCCAAACUGCCUUACUCUCUCUUCUUGCUCCUUCCUUCAUUUUCCUUUCCUUCCAUCCAUUCAUCCUCCUUGUGCUUUUGACUCUUCAAUACUCUCGUCCUGCAAAAUAAAAUCUUACAUUUGUCAUACAUUCAUAACUACAUCUUUAUUAAAAUGUCGUCAACAUCCAAUACCAACAAAAAUUCACACCGCUCUCGGGCAUCACCAGCAUUUUAUUUUCCAGAUACUGCAGACUAUCAUGAACCGGGCUUCUCAUCCACAGGCUCACCUAGGCUACAAAUACUGAGUGGCACAGGGUCACCUUGCGGUGAAGGCUCAUGGAUUUCUCUCUCUGCUAAGGAGCUUCUUGAAGAAGAUUACUCUGAGAUUGAGUACUCUGAUAUGGAUGGUGAGGACGACAUGAUCUACGAUACACCCCCUUAUUAUCAUUAUGAAGAUGAACACUCACAUCAACAGCAUCCAUAUCCAUACCAGUAUCGUCAUCAGCAACAACAACUCCAACAUCAGCAGCAACAGCAGCCGCCAUCACAAUCCCAUCCGCAACAGAUACACCAGGGCAGGUCCUUCGCCUUUACUGCGAAAGGAGAUUACACAAGCUUCCCCUCUUCAUCAUCCGCAUCGUCGUCACAUCAUUCCUUACAGGAGCAAGAGCAAGUAGAAGAAGCACUUCGCGCAAGCCUGUCAACUUUACUAGCUGCAGGUCCCAGGCCUAGCUUCAAGCAACGGCGACGACGUCCUCAAAAGAUAUAUACUGUUGACACUCGCUCUCAGCGCUCUUCGCCCCUCGUGCCUGCAUCUCCUACCCAUCUGUAUUACUCGACUACAACUUCGCCUCAUCUACGACCCUCUAACCCAGAGUCCAUCCUAGGUGACUUGUCUCCAAAUUACUUUCACGGGUCCUUCACCCCAUGUUCCUCAAGAGAAUAUGAUAGUACUUCCUCCGAUUCAGAGGCAACACGCAAACAAAAGGCUUCCUACCGCCGACGAGGAAUACUGCUUGCUGAACAAUAUACACGUGAUCAUUACUAUGAGAUCGAGUCAACAACCCUCAACAGUAAUGACCCAUCCUCACCAACGGCACCCUUUUCAGGCAGUACCACGCCUCUUCGGUCGCCACCACAAUGCCAGGCAAACACAUCUAAACCUCUGCCUUCCGAUGCUGUCGCUAACAAUGUUCUUCAGGGCCCUUCUUCGUUGCGUGCUAAAGAAUUUGCGUCAUGGAGUGUCAAGGCACGGUCGAUAUUGGAUCGUACUUCUAAGGAGCAAUCGUUCAAUCUAGGCGAAGGAUGCGCCCCUUCAUCUUCAUCCUCAUGGUCAUCUUCACCACAUACUUCACCAUCAGCAUCUGGGUCGUCAACUCCAGUAAGGAUAAGGCGGAGACGUUGUCCUAUUCCUGAACCUCACCAAGGAUUCUUUUCUAGAGCAUUGGAUCAACGUUCAUUGGCCUCGCAUGUCUCAGUAUCAAGGCUCGGCAUGGGUGGAACGCUCUACCCUCCUAUCCAUGUGGGUCUCCACACAGGAAUGCUAAUUCGUGGGUCAUCACCCUUACGACCCUCUGGAGGACCAUCGCCGCCGUCUUUUACACCCAACUCCCCGACACAGCAGCACGCCAACAGUUUCAGCAGUGGUUCAGGCAUUAAUAACGAGAGUUGCCAUGAAGAUGAUGUCGAAUGUUGGCGGACAAGUCCAGGUUCUGAUGACAAGGAAAACAGGCGUUGGUAUAGGCAGGAGUUAGGACUAAAUCUUUGGCAGACAACGCUAGGAGCGGCAGCGCUUUUAGGGACAGGGUUUGGAUCAGGGAUGAUCAAGAAGGUCCAUAAUAACAACGUGCAAUUACAUUCCAAAGAAUUGAGCAGAGAAAACACCGAGAUUGCUGUAUAGAGUCGAGAA